AUGGCAUCAAAAUCAUCAAAAGAAACAAGAGGUUCCCAUGUUGAUGCAAUCAGAGAAGAAUUAGAACAAGGCAAGGGACGUGAUAAUUUGAUCGGUAAAGAAUUUAUUAAAAAUAAUAACAGAAAUUAUUUGGAAUCUGGGUUAAAAACAAAUAUUAGACCCUUGACAGAAAGUGAUGAUUAUGAAAUUUAUUUUAGCGGCAAAUCAACGAAUGGCGCAUUAUUGACAGGAUCAACGGAACCAAAGCAAUUGGAUGGGUUUGAAAAGUUUACAAAAUAUGAUAGUGAUAAUGCAAAGAAAUUAUCAAUCCCGAAAGAUCAAGCUUUGAAAUUUAUUGAUAUUGGACUACAAUUUACAGUGAUAAUGACAACUAGGAAUGAAGCUUUUUUAUAUGGAGACUUUGUAUAUGGAUCAAGUUCGGCUUCUAUUAAUCCUCUUGGAAGGCAAUUAUCAAUUCUAAUGACGCUCACACCAGAAGUUAAACUUAAUUAUUUCCCUGAUGAACCUGUUGCCAUGUUGUGUGGAGAACAAUUUGUUGCAGUAUUGGAUAGCUGUAAUAGAUUGUGGUAUUGUGGUAUUGAAAAGUUUGGAACUGCUAAUAGUAGUUGUACUUAUGAUUUUGUGGAAAUUGGAUUGAAAAAAUAUUUGGAGACUGAAUUUGUUGAUGAACCUACACAUAUCACUCACUUUAGAGUUGGAGGAAGACACUUGUGUUUUUGUAUUAAUAAUAGGACUAUUAUUUCAACAGGUGCAAACUAUUAUGGACAGUUGGGAAUUAUAAACACACCAGAUUUGACACCACCAGUUCCCCCAAGUACUGUACUGACUGUUGCUAGUACACUUUCUCGCUAUACAUUCGUUAAAACUUGGAAUGCAGAUGGAAAGUAUAGAGUAAGAGACGUUGCUUGUUCUGGAAAUAUGACAGCUAUUCUAACAGGUAAGCUCUAA
This is a messenger RNA of Naegleria gruberi, 948 nucleotides long. RefSeq lists its product as uncharacterized. The transcript is spliced from 3 exons. The record is from RefSeq and is a predicted model, not a curated record. Lineage: Eukaryota; Heterolobosea; Eutetramitea; Acrasida; Naegleriidae. Bases 1 to 948 code for a protein of 315 amino acids.